UUUUGGUCAGCACUGAAUUUGUGGUGCAUUUUCAUACGCGUGUCUCCGAUUUUGCUUUUGUUGACAAGGAUUAGACAAAAAGUGUGACGGUUCAUAACUUCGAAUAGGCUGUUUAUUUGGGAAACCAGACAUUCAAGUCACUAUGCCAGAUGCUUCUGUCUCUUCUCUAGUAUAUAAACUUGCAACUCUACAGAAGAAGAAGAACCAAGGGGACUCUGACCAGAACUACACUGCUAUUUCAGAAGGCAGGUUACCUAGGGAGCCUUCUCCCGCGUUGCUUGAAUCUAGUCCUUAUCCUAACAAGAAUAACCCAAAAUCAGAUUCAAGUUGCACACUUGCAUACAACUCAGAGAGAAAAAGACAAGCAACCCUUGUGGACGUAGAAACACCUUCCAAUAUUCUUGAAGAAGCAAAUACAGUUAUGGUCAAUGGACCUCCCAACUAUGGAACCUCUUGGUUUAUAAAUAUUUGUGAAUCUUGCGGUGCAGCUCACGACGGUCUUUAUGGCAGUGGUAGGUUCUGUAGUAAACACUGUGCAAAGGGAGUGGGUGCAAGAUGUAAAUGGAAUAUGGUGAAAGCAAAUAAUACUCAUUCAAAGGAAGAAUAUCAAUAUUGGAGCUUGCCCAAUACAGAAAGAAAAGCUAGUGACUUGAGGAAAACAUCGGAAGAUUCUAAAAUAGUGAAGAGUAGUGAUCCGUUGCGUAGGUUGUGUCUUUUAGCAGAGAAUGAAAAGAAAUUGUUAGCUACGGAAGACGACUCACAGCCUGAAGUAAAGACGAAGCUCAAAAAAAGACUUUACAAGUAUCAACUUUGGUUAUUGGAGCAACAAAGAAACUGCUAUUUUGUGGAUCACUUGCAACGAGGAACAGACAGUGAUUCAGUUGUAAUAGAUGAAUCUCAAAUGCUUGAAAAGGAUGCUUCUGGUGGUAACUUGUGUCAUUCAAAAGUCCCUGAGUGGAAUGAAAUUCCUUUAACCACUAGUUUUUCCCCCACAAGUUCCUAUGAAGAGCCAACGAUGAGAAUGGUACAAGAACAUGGCGACUUUUCCGUGCAGAUUCUUUUAAAUAAUCCAACAGAGUCAUUUGAAAGCAGUUCUUCUAUUAGUUUACAUGGUGGACAAUGGAGACUGCCUCCUUUUACAACAUUGGAAAAAGCAGCUGAACAAGGUGACCGAGAAUUUGCUUCAAGAAAGUGGUAUCGUCGUUGAGUAAAUGAAGAAUAUCAUUCAAAG
Galdieria sulphuraria is the source of this 1231-nucleotide messenger RNA. RefSeq lists its product as uncharacterized. The transcript has a single exon. NCBI's taxonomy places the organism in Eukaryota, Rhodophyta, Bangiophyceae, Galdieriales, Galdieriaceae. Bases 143 to 1207 code for a protein of 354 amino acids. The record is from RefSeq and is a predicted model, not a curated record.